GAGCAUUCGCUUCAGGAUCUCCUUGCAUACAGGAGCUAGCAUUGGUGUGUGUGGCAUGCACACACCCUUUCUGACUCUCUCUCUGACACACACACACACACACACCUGCACACUCUAUUUUUGCCACCUCUGGUACUGAAGUGCAGGGUGUCAUCCACACACACCACCUGUCAGCUUUAGUAAGAGGCUUCACCAAAAGCUUGUCCACACGUUACCCGGCAGGAGCAUGCACCAACAGGCUAAGGAUGAGGGGGAACCUCCCAAAAUGCAAGGGGAGGAGGGGGACUCGAACACAACAUGCUCCACACGAACCCAGUCUACCCCUUCUCCCCCUUCUCCUGAGACCUCCACGGAGGGGGAAACUCAGGUGGAGGAAGAGGGAACUCCUGUCCUGACUCCCUACCCCUACAGUAGGCAUGGGGGGCCCUGUCGCCCGAGGUGUCUACUAGUGGCCCUGAUCUUCAUGCUCAUCUCUUUACUUGGCAGCUGGGCAGUGGUCCACCUCACCCUGGGGUCCCGCGGAAUGGCGACCUUCAGGAUCCAAGCCAGCUAUGACCGGCCGAGCGAACAGGACGCCACCGCCACGAUCAAACCGGGCUUCACCACCAACUGCACCAUGGAUCUCUCCCCUUUCCACAACAUCCCCCUCCAGGGCCAGUACCAUUGUCACCACGGCCCAGGGGUCCCUCUGGGACAGUUGUGUGACUUCACGAUGGACUGCCCACUCGGCGACGACGAAGGGGACAUGUGCAGUCAGUUUCUCAACGGCAGCUAUUGCUCCUUCGAGGAUGGUGAGUGCGGUUGGCAGCCAACAGUGGCCAAGGGAUCCUCCUGGAGGCGUGUCCAUACCCCGCCAAAGGGGGUGCGGCCCAGCUGUGAAUCAUCCUCAGGUGCCAUGUUCAGUGUGGACGGAGGGCAGUCCAAGGGUCAUCAGGUGUCAACGUUGCUCAGGAGCCCUCUCUUCCCCCCUCCCCUACGGAACUCUCGAUGUGAGGUACGUUUCUUGAUGUGUUCUGGAGGUGGCCAGAGAGGGGCACUGUCUUUGUGGCUGGUGGAAAACAGCACACGACCAGAGGAGCAGCGCAGACUGUGGUACUCUGCCAACGAGCCCAAGACAAAGAAAGGCUGGAGACGCAUUAUCGUUCCUCUCUACGGACUUGUUGACUGGUUCUGGCUCCAGUUCAGUACAGACAAUGGAUCAGGUUCAGGAUCAGCGAUUUGUCUGGAUAACAUCUCCUUCAGUAUGGACUGCUUCCUGGCCUCCAAUGGUGAAUUUCCUCCAACGGUAACCGACACCACUAAACUGCCAUUGAAACCAAACAAUCAGAACAUUAAAACAACCACCCCGUCCAAUGGAAACUCAAGAACAUUGUCAGACCUUCCUACUCCAACUGACUCAACGAAAUGGGCCUUUCACACUUGUGGGGCAGUUGGUUCAGAGGGGCCCACCCCAACCCAGUGUACCAGCUCCUAUCGGCACAGCAAUGUCAAUGUUAACGUGGCAACCAGAAGCCCAUUCAAAGGCAUCCAAAUCUGGAGGGUACCGGAGACUGGCAUCUACAGGAUCACAGCUUGUGGGGCGGCUGGCGGUCGCAGCGUAUUGGCCAUGACCAAGUCACAUGGCGUCCAACUCACAGCGGACUUCCUGCUUCAGAAGGGCGAGUUGCUUCAUUUCCUGGUGGGCCAAAAAGGAGAGGACGCUUGCCCCAAUACCAACGGGACACUGAACAAGAUCUGUGUAGAGCAGACGCCAUUGGACAAGAAGACACAGGUCAAAGGGGGCGGGGGCGGAGGAGGAGGAGCCACCUAUGUGUUCAAGGUGGAGAGGGGUGUCCACAUCCCCCUGAUCAUCGCAGGUGGAGGUGGGGGACGUGGGUACAGCAGCCAAUCGGACAGCCAGAAUGAGUUAAUGGACGACCCCGAUGUACCAGGGCAUAACGGGAAGUCUGGAGCGGCAGGUGGAGGUGGAGGUUGGAAUGACAGUAACCCUGGGUCUCAGGGUGGGAGACCCCUAAUACUUGGAGGUCAGGGGGGGCAACCCUGCCAGAAGUUGGGCUGGAAGACCCGAGGGGGCUUCGGGGGAGGGGGAGGCCCCUGUACAUCCGGUGGUGGAGGAGGGGGGUAUAGAGGUGGCAGCACCUCUGAAGCAAAUGACCCAAAGCAGGACGGAGAUGACGGCUCCUCUUUCACCAACUCAGACGGAGAGAUCUUCCUGGAUGCUCUGAAAGGGAUGGAAAGUGAUGGAGAGGUGAUCAUCUGCCCUGUGCAGAACUGUAGCCACUGUGAGACGGGCGAGUGUCAUGAAAACGAGGAGGGGACAAUGUGUUACUGUGACGAGGACCUCGUACUUGCCCCCGACGGUGUCUCUUGUGUCAAUGCAUCAACAGAGGUGUCUCCCCUGCCACCCCAGCCCUCCCUGUCCCACCUGGCCCUGGGUCUGUCUGUGGGGACCUCAGCCCUCAUCGCUGCCCUGCUGCUAGCUGUGUCUGGAGUCAUGAUCAUGUACAGACGGAAGCACAUAGAGCUACAGUCCAUUCAGCUGGAGCUCCAGAGCCCAGACUGUAAACUGAGCAAGCUGAGGGCCUCCACCAUCAUGACCGACUACAACCCCAACUACUGCUUCGCUGGGAAGACCGCCUCUGUCAACGACCUGAAAGAGGUGCCCCGACGCAAUAUCUCCCUCACCAGGGGUCUGGGACAUGGUGCCUUCGGUGAGGUGUAUGAAGGGAUGGCAGUGGGGAUACCUGGAGAGCCCAGUCCCAUGCAAGUAGCAGUUAAGACACUCCCUGAGGUGUGCUCUGAGCAGGAUGAGCUCGACUUUCUCAUGGAGGCUCUCAUUAUCAGUAAAUUCAGCCACCAGAACAUAGUGCGGUGUAUAGGGGUGAGUCUUCAGGCCCUGCCACGCUUCAUCCUACUGGAAUUGAUGGCUGGAGGAGACCUCAAGAGUUUCCUGAGAGAGACGCGGCCCAGACUGGAGCACCCCUCUAGUCUCUCCAUGGUGGACCUGCUCAACGUGGCCAGAGAUAUUGCACAGGGAUGCCAAUACCUGGAGGAGAACCAGUUUAUACACCGGGACAUUGCAGCUCGGAACUGCCUGCUGACCACCAAAGGACAGGGGAGAGUGGCCAAGAUAGGGGACUUUGGAAUGGCCAGGGACAUUUACAGGGCGAGCUACUACAGAAAGGGUGGGCGUGCCAUGCUGCCUGUGAAGUGGAUGCCUCCCGAAGCCUUCAUGGAGGGGAUCUUCACAUCCAAAACGGACACGUGGUCCUUUGGGGUUUUGCUAUGGGAGAUCUUCUCUCUGGGCUAUAUGCCCUAUCCCAGUCGCAGUAACCAGGAAGUGUUGGAGUUUGUCACCAGCGGGGGAAGGAUGGACCCUCCCAAAAACUGCCCAGGGCCUGUGUACCGAAUAAUGACACAGAGUUGGCAGCAUCAACCGGAGGACAGGCCCAACUUCUCCACCAUCUUGGAGAGGAUUGACUACUGCUUACAGGACCCCGAUGUGGUGACUGUUACCUUGCCUGUGGAAUAUGGGCCCCUCCCCGAAGAGGAGGAGCGGGUGCCCAUGCGCCCUGAGGAUCCCACGGCCACUCCCCUGCUGGUGUCCACUCAGAUGCCCGACGGGGAGGGCCCUGCACCACCACCCGAAACUGCCAAGCCCCAGGUGAUGGCGCAACAACCCCAGUCCAACCCCCACCCUCAGACAUUCACCACGACCACCAUCACAGCCACCUCCUUCAUCUCCACCUCCAAGGCGCCUCCCCCCAUCUCCACCCAGCAGCCCAACCCAGAGGGGGGCCACAUUAAUCUGGCCUUCACCCAGGGCCACCCUAAGGAUAAGGAUGGUCACAAUGGGAAGCCCACCAACCUGUGGAACCCCACCUAUGGCUCCUGGUUCCUCCAGCAGCAGCAGAGGAAGCAGCAGCAACAACAGCAGCAGCAAAGGCAGGGAGACAUGGGCAGUGGAGUUGGGGGGGUUGGAGGUGGGAGGGUGCCAGGCGAAGGGCAGGAGUACCAGGGGCGGACUGUGGCUGAGGCGGCAGGGGCCCUGGGUCUCCAGCAACAGCAGCACAAGCAGCAGCAGUUCCAGCCACCGUAUCCCUUCCAUCCGCAGCAGCAACAACAACAGCAGAUGCAGCUCCUGCACCACCAACAGCAGCAGCAACAGCAGGGGCUCUGCAAGCCCCUCUUGUCCCCUCUGCCCCCACCCCAGGCCACCUUCUCGGAUAUCACUGCCCCUACCCCACUCCUGUUAGAUUCUGCCACCCUCCCCCCAGUCCCCCUCUUCAGACUUCGCCACUUCCCCUGCGGGAACAUCGGCUACGGCUACCAGGAGAAAGGUUUGCCCCUGGAGGCGACCCACCACCACACUAACCCUGUCAACCCCCAUCCUCCCCCGUCUCCUCCUCCCCCACCACCCGUGGCCCCCCAGAGAGGAGUGGCGGGGACCCAGCUGUCGCUGAGCUGCUCGACGACAGGCAAAGCCGAGGACAGCCAUCCGCUGCUGGUCACCAUGGGGACGGUGCAGGACCCCAGGCUGCCCCGGAUGGAGGGCCACAAUGCCACGGUGCUUUAGCCCAACCACCAUCUUGCUUUUUGUCUCUCACCUCGGAGACCAUGUGUAUAGGCAGACAGGCGUACAGCCAGACUAGAUGGUACACCGUGCAACAUUGUGUCAGGACAGUACCCCCCCUCCCUCCUGUCUCGACGCUUGAUGGUUUCAUCCACAGAUUGGAUUGACUCAUUUUCACCUGGCCAAUGGUUGCGGAGUCAAAAAAAUUACAAAAAAUCUCUAAAAUGGUUGCGGAAAUACCAAUGGGUGUUAAAGUAACUGCCCAGUGUUUCCAAAUUUCUAUGAAGUAUGACUUAUAAUUACUUACAAUAUGAGAGAAAUAGUUUUCCUUCCAAAAAUGGGUAAUUGAGUAUGUUAAAAAGUAGGUUUUCUGUGUUGGAAUGGUGUGUGCGUACCCCAACAACAGAAUGGUGUGGGCUUAUACCAGUUAUAAACAAUAUUCACGUAAGUAGCCCGCUGAUUGGCCAGCUCAUCCUCCUCAGGGAGAUGACAUGUUCUAUGAGGAAAUAGCAAGCAUUUUUUAAAUGGUCCGUUUGAGAUACAAGUUAAAGGUGGAGUUUUUGAAGUAUUUUUUCCCCCAAUUUAUGCUUUGGCCACAAAUACGAGUAUAUGACAAGUCAACAACAUUAACAGAAUAUAAAAGUUAGAUUUUCACUGGGCAGUUACUUUAAAGCACAUUGGAGAGCUUCAAAGACCAUUGGGAAGAAAAAGUUGUGGACCAUUGGCUAGAAAAACUGGAACGAUGGACAUUUUGCAACACCUGCUAAAAUGUAGCCGCUAAGGGAGUGAUACACUAUACGAAGAAAGCGAGCUGAAUGAGUUGUCAGCCAUUGUAACAGGACAGGGUGAAAUGUUUCCAUCUGGUUGAACUAGCUAAUUUAUCCGCAAUGUUUUCACAAGUCGACCGCUUAUCUUUGUGGCUCUGUAGAUGUCAACGCAGCCUUUUUUCACCAGUCAUUCUGGAAACAAACAGAAUGUGUGUUUCACAAACAAAAACAUGUAGAAAAUGGUAACUGAGAACAAUACACAUCUGCCAGAUGUCUAACUGACUGUAGCAUUAAUUAACUUAUUUGGCUGUCAAUCAUUGCAGUUCAUCCAUUUUCUUUGGGAUUUCUGGCCUUGGCAGUUGAUUCACCAAUCAGAAAUGAUUUUUUACAAGAAUAUUGUGAGAAUCGUACACUGGAUUCCGAAGAGGAUGAAAUUGUGUUUGUUGAUGUUUGCCUGCCUUCUCAUUUAUUUAUUAUUUCAGUACUCUGUAUAUUAUUAAUGGACACACUUCUUACACCCAACCAUAUCCAAAUUCAUUUGACAUUGGUAAUUUUUGUCCAAUGUCGAAUUAAAUUGACCAAUGAAUGGUAUUUCAGAUAGUUGGAAACUAAAUGCACUCAUCUAGUUGAAUGUUGCUAUGGGUGGGAGUGAACGAAAAUUGUUGGGGGGUGUAAUGGUGCCAUAAGCACUGUAUGUGGGUGGUUAUCUUUGCACUUUAAGGUGCGUGAGUAAGUGGUAUUCAUCUGUGUGUGCAUAUGUUUGUGUGUUUGAGAGAUAGGAAGAGAUGGAGGGAGAAGGGGGAGAAAGAAAGAGAGAUAAAGAAUGUUAUUCGAGGCACAAUACUAUGGAGCUUACUUUAUACUGUUUAUUCAGGCAAGUUUACCUUCCAUUUCUCGUUGGAGAUUUUUGAUAUGUAUAUAUUAUGGCCCUCUAUGGAAAGACAGAAAUUACUGUUCCAUCAACUUCCAUGGACACAUAGUUGGAGAUUCAUUUAAUUGAAAGUGUGCUUUUAAAAUAGGAAUGUUGGCAUUUUUGCUGGGGGCCUUUUUCAACAACCUUUUCUUGAUUCAUAACCUUUUUUUUGCCUUACCCAGCGACUAUAUUUAACAUCGCUGAAUAGGUCGUUACCCCUAAACUGCUAUUUUAAAGUACUCAAUGUUAAUACAUUUGCAUAAUUUAUCUUUUCUAUUUUAAGAACGACUACUGUAGAAUAUAAAGUAUUCUGAGUGAAAAGUUUGAAUACAAAUUGCUUGUGGUCCACUUGUGAAAAAUCUAUGGUUAAUAUUUUGUGAGGAUCUAACUUCUUACUCCAUCAGUUAUCAACCAUGUCUACAUUUACAUUCAAUGUGCAUAGCCUCAACACUGUCAAUGCAGUCUGCUUUUAUACAUUCAAAAAGAUUGUUUGUGAUUAUUCAUUCAUUUUAAUGUACAAUGCGAAUCAACUUUUAUGUACUUAAGUCUCAAAUGGACAUGAGUGCUAGUCUAUGCUAAGCUAAGAUGAAGUUGAUUUGGAAGUGCCAAUGUGUCAGUUGUUUGCCUGUCUAUGUUGUUAACCCUUUACUUGAACAUUCUUUCAACAGCCUUACAAGCUGUUAUAGACAUGUCACAAGUAGUGAAAACAUUUGAUAACACAAGGUGUUGUUUGGUUUAUGUCUUAAAGUAGGCUUAUGAUAGAGGGUUCAAGUAACAUGUUGCACUAUUGUUCAUCUCCAGUGGCUGUGUUCACAUAAUUUGCUGUUUCUUUGCAGCAACUCAUCUGAACUCCGUUGCUCCUGGUAAAAACCAACUGAAUUGCAUCUGUAAAAUGUUGUAAUUAUGAUGCAUUGUCUAUGACUGGUAACCUCUGUAUGUUGCCCUUCAGAUGACAUGUUGCCAAAAUGAAUAAAUUACUAUAUAAUGACUUGGUUGCUGCUACCAGACUUCAUUUAACUCACUCCAACCCUUAUCGCGGAAGUUCAGCAUUAUAGCGCGAUUGAAAUUGAAAGGAAAUUCCUGAUUGAGCCG
Messenger RNA from Salmo salar (Atlantic salmon), 7345 nucleotides. The record is from RefSeq and is a predicted model, not a curated record. NCBI's taxonomy places the organism in Eukaryota, Metazoa, Chordata, Actinopteri, Salmoniformes, Salmonidae.